AUGGAUUUUACCUUUUCAGAACCACAAUCAACAUUACCAAGAAAAAAAGCAACAGCUACAGUAUUAUCACAGCCAACACUUGGAAGGCUACCUAAACCUAAUUACCAAAAUAUGGAAUAUAAUAAACUUAUUGGGAAAAACGAAGAAGAAGAUAUAGAGUUGGUUGCAAAACGAGCAACUGCAUAUGAUGCAUCAUCAGAAUAUAAAUCUGAAUUCGAGAAUAAAAACAAUAUUAGAAAAUCCAUUCGUUCACAAAGAGGAUCGAAAUCUGUAUUUUGUUUUUCAAUUAUCGUUGCUGUUCUUACCCUAAUAACUAUCACUAGUAUUGCAAUAUGGAUUAUGUUCAUUAAAAAGGCCGAAACAACAAAUAAUCCAACUACAGCUACAAUUGAUGCAUCGACAACAAAAACAACAAUUCGCAUAACGUCGACAACAAAAACUACAAUGGUUACAACAUCGACAACAGAAACAACAACGCUUACAAUGCCGAUAACAGGAAUAGCAAUGCUUACAACGUCGACUAAUUCUCAUACAACAACUAUGAAUGUAUCAAAAUUCAACAAAUGGAAACAAAAUGCCAUUACUGUGGCUGGCGGAAAUGGACAAGGACAACAAUUAAAUCAACUCACUUGGCCCGAAGGAAUCUUUAUUGAUGAAAACAAAAAUAUUUUCAUUGCUGAUUGUUUUAAUUAUCGUGUAGUUGAAUGGAAAUAUGAUGCAAAGGAAGGACAAAUCAUUGCAGAUGGAAAUGGGCAAGGAAAUCGAAUAAAUCAAUUAUACCGACCAACUGAUCUGAUUGUUGAUCAAAAAAAUCAUUCGGUCAUCAUUGUUGAUUAUGGGCACAGACGAGUGAUUCGAUGGAUGAAUCAAACGCAACAAGUUCUCAUUCACAAUAUUGACUGUCGUGGCUUGGCAAUGGAUAAAAGUGGAUUUCUUUAUGUUUCUGAUGUAGAGAAGAAUGAAGUGAGACGAUGGAAAAUGGGAGAAUAUAACAACGAAGGAAUUGUAGUGGCAGGUGGAAAUGGAAAAGGAAAUCAACUUAAUCAACUCAAUAGUCCUCGUUUUAUCUUUGUUGAUGAAGAACAAUCUGUUUAUGCAUCAGAUAGAGACAAUCAUCGUGUGAUGAAAUGGAGAAAAGAUGCCAAAGAAGGAACAGUUGUGGCUGGAGGAAAUGAUCAAGGAGAUAAUCUCAAUCAAUUAUCUUCGCCUGAAGGAAUAAUUAUUGAUGAUUUGGGUCAAAUCUAUGUGGCAGAUUCAGAUAAUAAUCGAGUAAUGUGUUGGCGUGCAGGAAAAGAAGAAGGUGAAAUUGUUGUUGGUGGAAAUGGUGGAGGAAGUCAAUCAAAUCAAUUGCAUAGUCCCAAUGGUUUGUCUUUUGAUGAUGAAGGAAAUCUUUAUAUUGCUGAUGAUUUGAAUCAUCGAAUUCAAAAAUUUGAAAUAAUUUUGUGA
This is a messenger RNA of Adineta steineri, 1446 nucleotides long. The record is from the annotation of a GenBank genome assembly. Lineage: Eukaryota; Metazoa; Rotifera; Eurotatoria; Adinetida; Adinetidae.